GCCAAAAUUACUGAUACUGUAACAACAGUAGUAAAAUCAAUUGUGCUGGAGUUCACCAAGUCACAAAUUUUAGUUGCAGAUAACUUGGACAAAAAACUGUAUUUUUCAGAAGGAUAUGAAGAAAUGGUUAAAAAAAUUGUCAUCUUAAUUUACGAAAAAAUAUUAGAAGAAUAUAAGUCUCUGAUUCAUACUUAUAGGGCAAUACAAAGUGAUGCCAUUGGCUUUGGGAAGAAAAUAUAUUAUUUGCUGUUAGGUGAAAUUUAUGAUUAUCAGGUGGAGUCAUUAGUUUCAGGAGAAUUAAUAACAUCCUAUUCCUCUCUCCAAGAAGAGACAAUCAUCAGAAAUAUACUUGAUACCAUCUAUGACGACAGCCACAGCAUGCCAUCAUGCAUUACAGUAUUGCCUUAUUCCCUUUUAGAAGAUAUUAUCUAUAAGCUUCUAGCAUAUAUCUCCCCUUCGUCUGAGACAGCAACUGAGCUAAAAGAGGAAGAGGUGCCACUAAACUAUGAAUUUGUGAAUGCAGCUUCAAAACUGAUUGAUGAAAUUAUAACAGAAAUUUCUGAACAUGAAAUUAGACUUGCCACCACUGAAGAGCAUGCAGAAAGUAUGCAAUCAGAGGCGAUCGAGAGCCUUAUUGACUCUGUAUGUAACAAUAUUACGAAAAAUAAGAAAUUCCAGGCUGAAGCACCAAAAGAUGUGUACAAAAAAGGAGACUCAUUGCUCAGGAGAAUAGCUGGUUUCAUUAUGAAGGAAAUUAUGGAUCACCAUUUGCGGCCAUUUUUAUGUGAUGAAGAAUCCUCUUCCAAAUACCUAUCUGAAAAAGACCAGGCCACUGAACUCUCAAUUCCUGCUAAAGAAAAAACAGUAUCUUUACCACAGGCUUCUGUGUAUUCCGCCACAUUUUUAGAAGAUGUCCUCAUUGAUCUUGUCCGCAAGUUUUGUACUCUCCCAAGUGUCACUGAAAAUCGUAAGGACAAAGAACUAUCAGAACAAGACCUUAUAGGCAUAGCUAUAAAUUUUGCAAAUGCCUUGAUAGAGGAAUUUAGGGAAAAUGAAAUUAAAGUUUUAGCACACGCUGAAGAAACAUUUUCUUUGCCACCAGUAAAUGAAGAGAUAGUUGGUAAGAUAUCUGAUUCUGUGUAUGCCGAGGUCAUGGAAAUAUAUGGAUCUGGAAAUGUUCAGAAAAGCGAUAGGAGUAGCUUUGUUACAAACACGAUUGCUGCUCUAGUCAAGAAGGCCAUGUCUGCUUUCAGCAUUCAACCACUUUUUUCAGGAGAUUGGUCUUCUACCUUUUUUUCGUUUUAAGAGAUGGAUAACAUCAUACAAAGAGUUCGACACCUACCGUAUGAAAUGUUUAUUAAGAUGAACAGAAGCUUAAAGGAGAGCCCAGUUUCUUCAUUAGGACAGUCAGCUUUUUCAGGCCUACAAAACAAAAUGGACAGAGGAGCAUUUAAUAAGAAAGGUGAUUUCAAAAAGGCGGAGACAUCAGUGACGGAGGGUGGCAUCCAUGAGCCUAUAUGUACUGCUGUAACUAGCAUGAUGAAGGGCCAAGUAACUACCCUAGCAUCAGGAUUAGCUGGAGAUACGGCAAAUAAAAAGAAAGGGGACCAAAAAAAUAAGGGGAGUUCGACAAGGGAAGAUAAUGCAAAGAUAUCAAAAGUUACUCCAACAACAACCAGCGUGAGAAGUAAGGAUACUCAGGAGCACGCAGCACCUACAGUGAAUGAAAUUCAGAGGAAAGACAGUUCAGCUAGAAAAUAUACAAAAGGACAAGGUAAUAAGACACAUCAUCAACAUUUUUUGCCAGCUACUAAUGAUGCAAAGAACAAGAAGGCUGGGCUGGAAUUAGAUUUUAAAACCCAAGCUAAGAAAAAGAGUGAGGAAAAAAGGGUGAAUUCAUUAGAAAAAGAAGGUGUACCUUUUAAAUUACCUCCUCUGAAAUCCAAGGUGAAAACUAGAGAGACCCGAGGAGCUUCUCUAGCUUACAGUGUUACAAAUGGCAAACAAAUCUUGCAUCCUAAACAUUUGCAAGACGUCAGCAAAGGCAUUUGGAGCAAUGCAUUAGGAAUAUCUUCUUUUCAAGGGCCAAUAGGUGAUUCAACAUCCCAAAGUCCCCUAAAUGAUAAAGUGGCCUGUGUUACUAAGGGGGACAGCAAGGCUUCUCUAACAGAUUUCACUAGCCAUACUGCUCCUGCGUUGGAAGAAAAAGAUGAAAACGGUAAAAAUAAGGAGGCUAACAGUACACCCAGUGAACCAGAUGGCCCUCAGAACCAACCAGAAAAUAACCCUGGGAUUUUGCCUUCUGGCUUACUAGAAGAUAUUAUCUCUGGAAUAGUCGACAAGUUGAUUUUUUCUCCAUCGGAAGACACAGACGAUGGAUGUGGAAAUGUAGCCAGUAGUAUAAAUCAAAACCAGCUCUGUGAUGCAGCUAUGAAACUGAUUGAUUCCCUGUUAAGGGAGUUUUCCAAUGCUCAGAUUAAAGGAUUAAACCAAAAUCAGGGAAAUCAGCCCUCCUCACCUGCAGAUAAAGCUUCGUCAGUUCAUAAAGGACCGCUCAGGCAGAAAGAACCAUCUGUGGAUAAAGCACCAUCAGAGAUAAAAAUGAUAAUUAGGGAUAAAAUACCAUCCAUGCAUAAAAUGCCACCUGCAAGUAAAACACCUUCUUCAGAUGGUAUACCUUUAAGAGCUAAAACGCCAUCAAUUGAUAAAGCAUGGGUCAAUAAGGUUGUUCACUCCUCUGUAUGCAAUAUUUUGCAGGAAUAUAGAUCUCAAGAUUCUGUCUGUAACGACAUCAAUAGUAACAGUGAGCAUUUAGCAAAAAGGCUAGCCAAUGCAGUAAUAGAAGAAAUUUUUCAGCAUCAGCUUAACUGGAUACUCUACAAUGAAGUUCCCAUUUCAGUAGUACCUUUGCCUUUAGAAUCUAAUGAGUUCAUUAAAAAGUUCCGAAAGGUGCCCAGAACAGCCUGCAAAGAAUGUCAGACAUCAUGGCCAUACACCAUAAUUCUGCCUCGUGAAUUUUUAGAGAGUAUAAUUUCUUCUCUUCUGUCAAAAAUUUUCUCCACGGUAGCGAACACUAAAAUGGAAUUAUCUGACGGUGAUUUGUACACGCAGCUGGAUUUCUUCCAAAUGAAGUUAGUAAGUACAGUUAUGACAGAGCUCUCCAAAGAUGAGCGGAUGUCUAUACAGUAUAUAGAAUCCUUACAUCCUAAUGAUGAUGAAAUGAUCCAAUUAGUGGUUCAGACUAUUUAUAAUAACCUCUUGGAACAAUUUGAAUCUCAAGAGAGUAUACAGAAUUGUAUCAUCAGGGGUUGCAGAACAAUUACAGAAACCAUCGUCAAUUUAGUUGUACAGGAAGUGGCUGGAAAUCAGCUGCAAAACUAUUUUUCUGGUGAACUUACUCCAUGUCAGUGUACAGAGGUGGACAAUGUUGUUGAAAAUAUCCUUAAAGAUGUUACUCAAACCUCUGGACUUCCCUCGCAUCACCCAUCUCGGACUUUUAAACUACCUUUUAACUUAAUAGAAGAAAUUGCUGUACAUUUUUUAUCAAAGCUCUUAUCCUUCUUUCCAAAAGAUGAUAAGGAGUCAAAUAAGUCUCUAAACAUUGAGAUGCAAGAAAUAGCCUCAAAAAUAUUAAAGUCAUUUCAAGACUAUAUGUAUGAAAGUCAGAUUGAAGUCGUAGCACAGGCCAAAGAACCGCCUACUUCGUUGUUAGCAAAUAGUGCAACUAUUGAAAAAGUGGUUACUUCUGUUUAUAGCACUGUUUUAAAAUACUCGGGCUCACAUAUUUCAAUGUAUAAAGAUUUAAUGGGCAAGAGCAAGGUCCUCUCCGAUAUCAUAGGCUUUUUAAUGGUGAAAGAAAUUUCCAAUUCAGAAUUUCAUCCUCAAAUAGAAGAAGCAGCAGCAUCUAGUUCAGAAUUAAUUCUGGAGACUGUCACAAUUAUGGAAAAGGUGACUAAGCUUAUUGACAACCUUAAAUUGAAAGAAAAUCCUUCAUCCAGAAAAGAUGUCAUGUUAGAUAUCAUGUUUGUAGAGGAAAUACUAGCCUUGUUCUUGGCUAGGUUGGUGAAGUUGCCCAGUGCCUCAAGCAAAUAUGCUAAAAAUGUAUCCAAGCCUGAGUUAAAUAAAAUCGCAUCUCAACUGACAAAAUCUGUGACAGCUGAAAUUUCCAGAAAUAACAUUAAUGUUGUGGCUGCUAAUUCUGAAGAACAUUUUUUAAGCCCAGAAAGUACAGAAAUUAUUCCUCAGAUCGUUGAUUCUGUUUAUAGUCAUAUACUACAACAGUUCGGGACACACAAAGAUCUUUAUUAUGACAUGAAGGGUACAAAUCGCUUCUUCCCUCAUAAGGUGGCUUCUUUGAUUAUUAGUACAAUUUUAAACUGUCCAUUAGAAACAGUUUGCUCAAAAUAUUCACAUGCUGAUCUCUUUGCUGAUGUGGACGUCAGUCGAAUUGUUGAAAAAACACAAGAGCAUGCUGUUAAAAUGGAGCCCAACAUAGGGAAAAAAGAGUUAGAUCAAGAUUUAAAAGAAAAGGAACUUCCAGUUAAAAUAAUUCCUCAUUGUGGAAAACAGCCAGUCAAUAUCGACCCCAACAUUGUGGCAGAACAUUUAGGAGUCAUUUCUAUAAAAACACAAUCUCUUAAGACACUGAAGAUGGAUUGUUUAGCUAAAACUGGACACAGCAUAGAAGCACUGAGACGAGCAGUGAUAAGUGGGAGGAGAUAUGCAACGGAUUUAUCGACCACAGAAGAGAGGAAGAAAGAGAAACGAGUGUCACUGGAUAAAACUGGACGACUAAAUGUCAAGCCAUUAGAGAUAGCAAGUAGGAAUUCUUUUCGGAAUUUACUAAAGCCUGAUAUUACCAAAGUAGAACUCUUGAAAGAUGUCCAGAACAAAAAAGAUCUUAUCAUUCGCUUAGUAGCUCAUGAUAUUGAUCAAGAAGAGUCAGAAAAUAGAGCAGAAGAGGGCUUAACUUCUGAUGAAGAUGAAGUUGUUUUACAAGAGAUUAUAAAAGAAGACUUUUCAGAAAGCCCACUGGAUGGUCAAGUAAAGGAAGAAGACAAGGAGCCCAUGGCAAGCACCGUGGUUGCCCUCAAGCCACCAGCUAACAAAAGCAAUCUGAAAAACUUUUUGUCCCUGGGAAAAUGUUGUAGUCCCAGGUCCAGUGAAACUGUAAAAAGCAUUGAAGCAUCUCCAAAACAGUCGACAGAACCUGAGGAAGCACAACAAAAACGAAUCGUUUCUGUAUCCGAUGUUACUACCUCGAAAUCCUCAACUGAUACAGACUCUUCCCUUUGGAAGAAAAAGAGACAGUCUAGUGUAGAAGAAAUAAAAUCACCUACAGAGCCGUCACUUUUUUUCCUGCACAAACUUAUGAGUGCAUCCUCCUACAAUGAAGAUGACUUGCCUUCACUUUCCAGUAAUGACUGUCCUCCAGAUCCAAGUGCCAAAAUAACAGAAGAGAGUCUGGCAGAUCUAGAUCUGGAGCACUCAGAGAGUGUAAAGUUUACUACCCUCUUUCAACGGGGAAGUGCUCUCAACCAUGCACGCUCUUCGCAUGACAACAUUCCAGGUACAAAAUAUGCCAACAAACCCAGCACAUCCAAGCAGGGAUCUCAAAUAAUGAAGAAGAUGUCUGCAGUUCUGUCUAAGGUGUUUUCAAAAUCUAACGCCAACCUUCCCGAGUCUUCCUCACCCCCACCACAACUCCCUCACAGAGACACAGACGAAAACUGUUAGGUCUGACAGAAAUAAGCAGCUGACCAUCUCUAAAAAAAUAAAUGAUUUUG
Messenger RNA from Tupaia belangeri chinensis (Chinese tree shrew), 5786 nucleotides. Its product is annotated as fibrous sheath-interacting protein 2. Gene Ontology annotation, cellular component: mitochondrion. The transcript has 7 exons. The coding region runs from base 1309 to 5736 and encodes 1475 amino acids. NCBI's taxonomy places the organism in Eukaryota, Metazoa, Chordata, Mammalia, Scandentia, Tupaiidae. The record is from RefSeq and is a predicted model, not a curated record.